Messenger RNA from Etheostoma cragini (Arkansas darter), 457 nucleotides. Its product is annotated as SLC35A4 upstream open reading frame protein-like. The coding region runs from base 104 to 415 and encodes 103 amino acids. The record is from RefSeq and is a predicted model, not a curated record. The transcript is spliced from 3 exons. Lineage: Eukaryota; Metazoa; Chordata; Actinopteri; Perciformes; Percidae.
CUAUGGUGCGUCCCAAACACAACUCAGACCCAACUAGUUGAGUCGAACAAAGGUAAGUGUCCCAGGCUUGUGAGCCGAUCACCGAUUAUGCCACUGAGCAAACAUGGCGGGUGACAAGGAUCCUCUGAAACAGCUGAAAGAUCUGACGCAGCUCAAAAAUCAGUUGGAGGAAAUCCAGAGGCGAGUAGAGAACGAAGUGUCUGUAGGAAUCUCUCCGGGAGGCUCAGUGUUGGGAUCUCCAUUUCUGAAGGGCUGUCUGGCCGGCUAUGUGGUGGCCAAGCUGCGCUCCUCUGCUUUCCUGGGAGUGCUCCUGGGAACAAUCACUGGCAUAUACGCAGCACAGAACUACCAAGUGCCUAACAUCGGAAGGACCGUGAAAGAGUAUAUGAACAGCUUGACAAAAGGAAAGAAAUAAUUCGGGCUGACUGCUAGUCUUGUCAGUGACAUAACGGGCACA